UGUUAGACACGUUAGAUUUAAGUUAAAAGUAAGUACCUGGCUGAUAGGCAUAUCAUUUUUAUUCGUGGAACAAGGUCUGUGUUAUCCUACACGAUGAGCAGCUUUGAGGCCCAAUUUGUGGAUGGAAACGACGCUGCGCUUAUUCAGAAAGUUACCUCAGCGAUGGCAAUAGCAGAUGAACUAAAAAAUAAGGGUAUGCUAUGUGAUGAAAAAUAUUUAGAGAUCAGAGCAGAACAAACCAGCCAGGGCAAAAUGAGAAUGCUGUUUGAAGCACUAAAUUCUGGAGGAGACAGAGUGAAGCAUGACUUUUAUUAUGCUCUGAGAGAUCAUGAACCACACCUCUUCAAAGACCUGGGUUAUUUCAGCUGGAAACACAAGCCUCCAGUUCAUGAUUCCAAAGUAGCAACCAGACAUAAAAGUUGGAGGGAGAUGAUUCUUAAGUAUAAAGCAUCAGUCAUUGAUAAAUGCAAGUUUGUGAUCGAGUGUAAUCUUCCACCUGUUGAACGUGUGGAACUGACCGCCCGUUAUACUGAACCGGUCAUCAUUCAGAAGAGCAAAAAAACAGAUGAGAAAUACUAUCGUAAAUUGGUGAGGUUUGUGAAUCAUUUUGGACAAAAAACAAAACCAUCAUCUCAACUGUUAUCAAAUGACAAGAAUCACAGCAUCAGAAUAGACCAGCUGUUCAGUCCUGACAGUGACGGAAACAGACCGAAAACUGUGAUUCUCAGUGGAGAUUCUGGAAGAGGGAAAUCUUUCAUGCUACAGAAGAUCAUGUUGGACUGGGCUUCUGGAGAACUUUACUCUGAAAACUUUGAUGUAGUUUUUCUGUUGAAGUGUGAAGAGCUGAAGUGUAUUUCUGAGGAGAUGAACUUGUUUGGGCUUUUGAGCUGGAGCUGCAACUUAACAUCAGAUCAGAUCUCACAUAUACUAGAGUUAACACCAAGGAAAGUCCUCAUCCUCAUUGAUGGAAGUGAUGAGUUCUCUUUUGAUUCACAUAUUCAGAUAUCAUCACCCACUAAUCCAUCGCAGAAAGCCCUACCAAUGGACACUCUUAGGCGUCUGCUGAAUGGACUGAUUCUGCCUGAGUCUUUCCUGCUGGUUACCACCAGAUCAGCUGCAGAUACAGAAAUGAAUCUCCUCAAGGGACCUCUGCGUUUCACUGAGAUUAUGGGUUUCUCUGAGAGAGGGGUGCAGGAGUACUUCCAGAAGUUCUUUCAGGAUGAGCAACUCUUCAGCAAAACACAUGAGAGUCUAAAAGCGAAUGAAAGCCUCCUGACUGCCUGCUCUGUGCCUUUGCUGUGUUGGAUGGUCUGUUUUUGUCUGAAGAAACACUUAACCGAUGACGAUCGUGUGAUGAGAGAACUAAAGACAACCACCUCCAUAUAUAUGCUCUUUGUGUCCACUCUACUAGAGCAUCAUGGCCACAGUCAGUCUGUCCUUUCCACGCUGAAGAGCCUGGGUCUGCUGGCAGAGGAAGGGAUGAAGAAGCAGCAGGUCUUUCUUGAUGAAAAGUGUGUAGCCAAGACUGGUUUAGAUCCAGCUACUAGUGUGUUCUUGUAUAAAGAUAGUUUGAAAAUAAAUAACAGACAGGUGCCAGUGUUUAGGUUUAUGCAUUUCAGCUUUCAGGAGUUCUUCACUGCUCUUUCUUAUGUUUUAAUGGAUGAGGAAGAUUCCUGGUUGAAAAUAAGGGAGCUGCUUUACAGGGUGGAUUGGGGAGAAAAAAUCUACAGGCCAUCACCAGAAAGAUCAAAUCCCAUCCAUUCCAUUAUGCUGUUUCUCUGUGGUCUCUCAAAUGAGGAGAUGAGCAGCUCACUCUUUGAAAAUAUCAAGUGGACUGUUCCUCACACCAUAAAUCUGAAGCAAGAACUGCAUAAAAGUGUUAUUAGAAGGACAACAUAUCAUGAAAAUAAACUGUUAUUUGCUCUCCACUGUCUGUAUGAGCUCCAAGAUGAGAGAUUUGGCAGUGAAGCUCUGAUUACACAAAACUUGAUGGAUCUGCCUAACAUUUCCCUGAGGAGCACAGACUGUUGGGUGCUGCUGAACUGUCUUCAGUGCUUUCCACGCAUCAGAUACCUGAACCUCAUGUACUGUGAUUUAACAGCCGAGAAACUCAAGAUUCUUCAGCCAGCACUCUGUAUGUGUGAGACUCUGAGGUUGUCAGUGGAGCACCUGUCAGAAGCUGGAGAUUUGAUCCAGAGUCUUGAUGAAUCAAAAAUCUUGAGCAGGCUGAACGCUCAAGAAGAUGAAUACAGUGCUGAGAGUCCCAGAUGGUCACUUGACCUGUCAGUCACUCAUGGAGUUGUCUUGUUGUCUUUGCUGGAAAUGACGGAUUCUUCUCUGAGGAGCUCAGUCUUAAACAUCAGUCUUACAUGUCCACUAUCAGAGAUAUCCAGCACUGACUGGACACUCUUCUUACAGAGACUCAGCAAGGCAGGAAAAGUAGCAGAAGACUCUUCAGCUCUUGAUGAGCUUGUCAGUUUGCUGCUGUCUUCAUUUCACUCUGUGGGUUUGAAGACACUGCAUCUGGAUUUGGUCAGUUUGAAUAAGAGCUGGGCUUCUGGGAUCAUUUCCCUCGUCCAGACCUGCAGCAGUCUACAGCAGCUCAGUGUCGGUGUCACUGGAUUGCUUUUGGAGGAGGGACUCAUGUUACUAAAGAAAUCACUGACAGAUCCACACUGCACUGUGACGAUUGAAGGGAGGAAGUGCAGUAAACCCACUGACCAGUGCAAAGAACAGGACUGGAGCCACAGCUGUAAUAAGAAAGUGAAGAUUCACUUCAAACCAAAGGUUUUGGAAAAGCUGGAAGAGAGGAAGUGCAGUAAACCCACUGACCAGUGCAAAGAACAGGACUGGAGCCACAGCUGUAAUAAGAAAGUGAAGAUUCACUUCAAACCAAAGGUUUUGGAAAAGCUGGAAGAGCUGAACAUCUCUGAACCGUCUGGACUGAAUCUUCACCCGCUUCCAGUGUGUCAGUUUUGUGUUCACAUUGGUGAUUCUGAUCAGUGGGUUCAGGUGGAGCCGUCAGUCUGUACAGAAUCAGAUGAAGGAGGGUCAGAGUUCAGGAUCAGCACUCCGGCGGGUCGAUUCGAGUGCAGCAGGACCAGAAUGCGAUGGGUCUGUGCUGGUGACGUCACUCUCCAGUACCGUGCAGUGGAUGGACGUUUCCUCAGAGCAGAGCUGGAGAAACUUCAGCGUGAGAGAAUUGGACCUGUGAUUGAUGUGACAGUGAUCUCAGGGAAACUGGAGGAGGCCCAUCUGCCUCAUUACGCCUGUUUAGCAGAGUCAGACCCCUCUCUUAAAGAUGAUAUAAAGGUCCUCAGUGUUGAAGAAGAGGGAAUAUCCUUUGAAUCAGUGGAGUUGACUCGUUUUCAUGCUAAAAUACUCCAACCAUAUUUUUCUCCUAAAACAUUGCUUAUGAAACUAGGGAUAGCAGUGAAACUGCACUGUAAUCUACUGAUCUUCAUGACACACAAAGACCCCAUCAUCCUCCAUGUGUAUUUUUUCCCAAUAGAUUCCGUUUUUGAAGAAAAAAUUAAAAAAGAGAAACAAUUGAGUCAUCAAAUCGAUCUUCCAAGACCUGAAACCCCAUUAGAGAUGAAUAAACAACACAGUCUUGAGGUUCCUGGUGCUUUUGUCCAACCCAAAAAGAUCAAGCUAAAAGGAGACAUCAAGCCAAACUUUUUUGAGGUCAAUCUUUCUGUGGUCGAUGACAUCAAUAUGACUCUCAACCGAGUGGAUGAUCAGAAAUCAGUCUGGACUGCAAAAAUUUGCAAAGCUUUGUUUGGAUUCAUGGUUCCUUUUGAAUCUAAUUUGUUGCAAACUGGACAAAAGCACAAGACACCACAAGUAGCUGUCAACUUUGAUAAAGUUCAGUUUUUUGAUAGAAAUUGGUGUGACCUUAUUAAAAGCAUUAAGAAUGUGCACGCCAUCGCAGACAAACUGUGUCGCAAGCAAAUCAUUCAUGAAGAAUUAUAUACUGAAAUCACACUUCCGACUUCAACCAGUGAAGCCAGCAUGAGGAAGAUCUGUAGCAUAGUGCGUAGUGGUAGUGACACUGUAAAAAAAAUUUUCAUCUCCAUUAUUCUGGAAGAAGAUCCCGACCUUUUAAGUCAUCUGCCUUUACCUGACUCUUAACCUUUUUUGCUUGACAUUUCGAAAUUGUUUUACAUUAUUUGGAAAACUAAACUACAGGCAACCAAUGCACUCGAGAGCUCACCCUACUAUACUGCAGCUUUUGGAGAACAGUAUUUUAGUAAAUCGUGUUCACUAUUAAAGAACAUUCAAAUGCUCUGCU
Molecule: messenger RNA, 4294 nt
Organism: Sinocyclocheilus grahami
Lineage: Eukaryota; Metazoa; Chordata; Actinopteri; Cypriniformes; Cyprinidae
Product: NACHT, LRR and PYD domains-containing protein 1b allele 3-like
Exons: 12
Coding region: 94-4134 (1346 amino acids)
Biological process (GO): innate immune response; inflammatory response; regulation of apoptotic process
Cellular component (GO): cytoplasm
Source: RefSeq, a predicted model, not a curated record